AAAAAAGUGUAUUUCAGUGAAUAAAAAUGUCUGAUUCUGCAGUUGCAACGUCCGCUUCCCCAGUGGCUGCCCCACCAGCGCCAGUUGAGAAGAAGGUGGCCGCCAAAAAGGCAUCUGGAUCCGCUGCUACAAAGGCAAAGAAGACCACUGCCCCGCCAUCGCAUCCGCCAACUCAGCAAAUGGUAGACGCUUCCAUCAAGAAUUUGAAGGAGCGUGGCGGCUCAUCGCUUCUGGCAAUCAAGAAAUAUAUCAGUGCCACUUAUAAAUGCGAUGCCCAGAAGCUGGCUCCAUUCAUCAAGAAGUACUUGAAAUCUGCCGUGGUCAAUGGAAAGCUGAUUCAAACAAAGGGAAAGGGUGCGUCUGGCUCAUUUAAACUGUCGGCCUCCGCCAAGAAGGAUCCCAAGCCAAAGGUUGCGUCUGCUGAGAAGAAAGUGAAAAGCAAGAAGGUAGCCGCCAAGAAGACCGGAGCCACCGCCAAGAAGGCUGCCACGGGAGCUGCCGACAAGAAGCCCAAGGCUAAGAAGGCUGUUGCCACCAAAAAGACCGCCGAGAAGAAGAAAACGGAGAAGACGAAGGCCAAGGAUGCCAAGAAAACUGGAACCGUAAAGGCAAAGCCAGCAGCAACAAAGGCCAAGUCGACGGCAGCGAAGCCGAAGGCGGCCAAAGCACCAAAAGCCAAACCAGCGGCGUCUGCUAAACCCAAAAAGGCGGUGAAGAAAGCAGCUGCUCCUGCUACCGCUAAGAAGCCGAAAGCCAAGACUACGGCUGCUAAGAAGUAAAUUGUGAAAAAGUACAGUACCUGGUACACGCUCGCAAUCGCAAUUUCAGAUUUCGAAAUCUGAAAUUAGUUUAACAAGCCCUUUUCAGGGCUACAA
Molecule: messenger RNA, 875 nt
Organism: Drosophila takahashii
Lineage: Eukaryota; Metazoa; Arthropoda; Insecta; Diptera; Drosophilidae
Source: RefSeq, a predicted model, not a curated record